This is a messenger RNA of Bicyclus anynana (squinting bush brown), 1060 nucleotides long. RefSeq names its product histidine protein methyltransferase 1 homolog. NCBI's taxonomy places the organism in Eukaryota, Metazoa, Arthropoda, Insecta, Lepidoptera, Nymphalidae. The record is from RefSeq and is a predicted model, not a curated record. Gene Ontology annotation, biological process: peptidyl-histidine methylation, to form tele-methylhistidine. Bases 217 to 1050 code for a protein of 277 amino acids. Gene Ontology annotation, molecular function: protein-L-histidine N-tele-methyltransferase activity. The transcript has 4 exons.
CAAUUCGGAUUUUGACAGUGAUUUCAAAUAACAAUAAUUAUUUUUGUGCAGUAUUUAUUUAUAAUUUAGUUUAGUUUAACUCAAUUUAACUUAUUUAUAAUUUAUUAUUGCACACAGUUUAGUGAAACAUAUUAUAUUUUAAUACACUUAAACAUCAAUCUUUACGAUAUCUUUCUAUAACCUAACUAUUAAUAAAAAAAAAACAUCGCCUCAAGUAUGUUUAAAUUUAAUUUUUCAAACAUUGAUAAAAUAUCAGAAAGUCGAGAUGAAAAUGAAACCGUAUGGUUAGGUAGUGAAGAGAUCGUGCCCAGCAAUCAAAUUAAAGAUCUUGAUGAUUUGGUGACAUGUGCAAAAAUGUUCACAUGUGGAGAAGUCGAAAUUGGACAUGUCCUGUUCAACAAAGAGACUUGUUCAAAAGAAUCAAAUUUGAAGAAACUAAUUGAGUUUUCAGAGGAUAAACACAGCGAUCUUGUUCCUGGCGAGUAUGAAGGUGGUCUAAAAAUAUGGGAGUGUACAUAUGAUUUAAUUGAAUACUUUGAAAAAUAUCCAGAUGAAAUAAACUUUAAAGAUGCCAAAGUCUUGGACCUUGGGUGUGGUGCUGGUAUUUUAGGAAUAUAUGCAUUUUUAAAAAGUUCUAUUGUGACGUUUCAGGAUUAUAAUAAAGAAAUUUUAGAAUACUGCACAAUACCAAAUGUACUUCUGAACAUAGAAGAGGAAGACAGAGAUGAUGAAAUCAAAAGGUGCAAAUUUUAUUCUGGAGAUUGGGCUUCAUUUGAUAAAAUACUUGACCAAUCAGAAGUAUUUGAUAUUAUACUUACAUCAGAAACUAUUUAUAAUCAACAAAAUUAUAAAAAGUUAAUAAACCUGUUUCAAAAUAGGUUAAGUGAUAAAGGUGUUAUAUUUCUAAGUGCUAAAACCUGUUACUUUGGUGUGGGUGGGGGUACAAGACUAUUUGAAAAAGCCAUAGACAAUACUAAUUUGAAAAGUGAAAUUGUCUUGAAAAUUAAUAGUGGAAUUCAGAGGGAAAUACUAAAAAUAAAUAAAACAUAAUAAUUUUAAA